Molecule: messenger RNA, 2144 nt
Organism: Annulohypoxylon truncatum
Lineage: Eukaryota; Fungi; Ascomycota; Sordariomycetes; Xylariales; Hypoxylaceae
Product: amidase
Exons: 12
Coding region: 80-1945 (621 amino acids)
Source: RefSeq, a predicted model, not a curated record
GUUAAAUGAUCACCUCAGCCAGCAAGAUAAAACGAACUUGAAAUAUGCUAACCUUAACGCUAUUAGAUGAUUCUCAUUUAUGGACAGUUACUUGACGGCAGACAGUUUCUCAUUAAUUUUCAUAUCUUCAAUCGCCAUAGUUAUCUUGUCUCUCAAGUCCACCACCCUUUUGAAAACCAAAGGACCAAUGCGUGUUUUCGUAUCCCAGGGUCAAUGGCAGGAAACUGCAGCGAAAAAGCGGAAGGAAACACUAGAAAAGAUCAAACCUGAAUGGAUACUCGAAGAUUCUGUUCUGAACAAUGUGAAACAUAGACGAGUAAUCGUGGGCGAAUUUAUUGAAGGUCUUCUAGAUGAUGAAACUCGACGAUUCACAAUGAUGGACGUCCCAGAAUUGUCUAAAGGUAUAUCUGAUGGGUCAUUUAGAUCCACCCAGGUUGUAACUGCUUUCUGCAAGAGGGCGGCAUUCGCACACCAACUCAAUCAAAACCUCUUAGAGAUAGGCUUUGAUCAAGCGAUUUCCCAUGCUCAGAAGCUUGAUGAGUAUUACGAUAAUCAUCAAAAGGUCAUUGGACCUUUGCAUGGAAUUCCCAUCACACUCAAAGACCAGUUCCACGUUAAGGGCAUGGAGACGACAAUGGGAUACGUUGGAUGGAUUGGAACCUUUGAAGGCGAAAAAGGGACUGGAAAAGAGAAGAUGUUUGAGAGCGAAUUGGUCCGUGAGCUGGUUCGUCUUGGCGCUGUGCCUAUUGGAAAGACAUCACUUGUUACUAGUCUUUGGGCACCUGAGACGAACAAUCAUAUCAGCGGCUACGUGUGGAAUCCACAUAACACAUUGCUCUCUGCCGGGGGGUCAUCGGGCGGUGAGGGAGCUCUUCAGGCACUAAGAGGAAGUCCUAUUGGGUUUGGGACUGAUAUAGGCGGCUCCGUGUCUAUGCCUGCUUCUUAUAAUGGCUUGUUCAGUUUGAAGCCAUCUGCCGGUCGACUACCUUUUAAAGGAGUCGCAAAUUCAGGUUCGGGCCAACAAGUUAUGCCAACUGUGAUAGGGAUCAUUGGCCAUUCCAUUACCGCAGUUCGUAUCAUCUUUGAGUCUUUAAUGUCGGUUCAGCCAUCGCUACACGAUCCGUACGCACUACCAAUCCCAUAUAGGCGCGCUUUAGAACAAGAAAUCCAUGAUACGUCCCGCCUAAACUUGGGUUUCAUGGAACACGAUGGCGUUGUGAGGCCCCAUCCACCCAUCGCUCGCGCGCUUCGAAUGGUCAAAAGUGCGUUGGAAAGGGGAGGUCAUAAGCUCAUUCCUUGGAAGCAGCCAUCACCCGACGAAGCCGUUGAUAUUCACACUGCGAUUGCUCGAGGCGAUGGAUGCAUAGAUGUCUGGGAGAACCUAGAGCUCUCCGGAGAGCCCCCAGUUCCAGAGAUCGAGCACCUAUUUCCAAGAAAGAAACCUAGCCCAUCAAUGUCAUUGAGGGACCAUGAGAUGUUCUGCAUCAGAAUGAAACGAUAUCGCGAAUUAUAUAUGAAUUAUUGGAAUUCCACAGUAGCAGAAACAGACAAUGGACAUCCCGUAGAAGCAGUGAUACUCGCAGUCACGCCAUAUGCGGCUAUACUUCCUGGCAGUUCUUACUACUUCGGAUAUAACUGUUUUAUUAAUGUUCUAGAUUACACCUCAAUAGUUAUCCCUGUAACAUUUGCCAAUGAAGACUUGGAUGUAGUUGAUUCGAGUUUUCAACCAUUAACAGGUCGAGAUGAGGUUAACAUGGGUCUCUAUGACGCUAAGAAAUUCCACGGGGCCCCAGCAGGCAUCCAGAUCAUGGGCAGAAGACUCCACGAAGAGAGACUUCUACGAAUAGCACAGUUGGUGGGACAAGCAGUGGAAAAGUAUAAAGAAAGUGGUGGUAACGGGAUGGAGAGACAGACAAGUUGCGGGAUCUGCCCAACGAAGCUAUAAGAAAUGACCUCGAUACGAAAUUCUCUACGUAGCUUCGGGCUUUAUUCAUUACCAGCACCUUAUUACCUAGGUAACGAUCAGAGUACGAUGUCAGUAUUAAGUUUAGGACCCAUUCCCUGAUCACGUGAUGCCCCCCCCUUCCCCCCUUUUACCCCUUUACCCCUUAACCCCUUUUCCAUACUUAUACUACGACUCCUGC